Messenger RNA from Triticum aestivum (bread wheat), 2170 nucleotides. RefSeq lists its product as uncharacterized. Gene Ontology annotation, molecular function: protein binding. Lineage: Eukaryota; Viridiplantae; Streptophyta; Magnoliopsida; Poales; Poaceae. The record is from RefSeq and is a predicted model, not a curated record. The transcript is spliced from 4 exons. Bases 168 to 1451 code for a protein of 427 amino acids.
CUUCAGUGCGAGGAGAAAGAAGGCGGCGCAUUGGUUUCUCACUCCCCGGCACUCUGGCCUCCGGCGACUUCACCCAGCGAUCUCCCCGACGAUCUCCGCCGGCGGCAUCUGACGACUUUUCCUCCCCUCCCGAUUCAAUCGAUCUGAGGUGGGAAGGAAGGCAGACAAUGGAUGCUCUGGAGGUGAUUCCCCCACGGGAUGACCCCGAGAAGAAACCAUGCGCGGAUGUGUAUGGCGAGUCACAACACCAUUCCCUGACGACAUCGACGACAGGCAUGGAUGUUGUCUCCAAGGUGCUCGACGAUGACAACCUCCUCAGAGAGAUCAUCCUUUGUGUCGGCUUCCCGACCACCCUCGUCUGUGCCUCCCUCGUCUGCAAGUGUUGGUACCACCAUGCCUCCGACCGCAAGUUCCUCAGCCGUUUCCAUGAGGGCAACCCGUCCCACCUCCUAGGCUUCUACCUCGAGGACACCGAUGACCCAAGCGUGGCUGCACACUUCUUUCCGAUGCUGCCUCAACCUGCAGAGCUUGCCACUGUCAUCCGCAGUGCGAGAUUCAGCUUGGACCCCCACCGGAGUGAAAUGUCCGACAUGAUGGGCUGCCGGAAUGGCAACGUCCUCAUCAGCUUGUAUGACGGCAGAGAUUUUACAGUUGGAGUGCACAGCCCGUUGCACCCCGAGAGAGGUUUGGCGGUCCUCCCGCCAUUCCCAGAGUUGCAAAUUCAGGACGGCUAUUUCUGUGGUAUGAAUGAUCUCCUCCUCUCCAAAGAGGAAGGCGAUGGCUUGUCCUACAUUUAUGUGUUGGUGGAGUCUACAAUGGAGAGGACCAAAUCUAUGGUGCACAUAGAUGUGCUGCGAAAUGGUGACACUGUAUGGCGCAGACAUCUUGACCUGGCCACCGACCGAUUCCUUUGUCCGCGAUUUGAUCCAAAAGCUGUGCUCGCCGACGAUAAAAUCUAUAUAGCGAGUGCCCAGCGAGACAUUGUUGUCCUGGAUUUGAUGGGCUCAAGCAUCUCCACGAUUCUGCUCCCACAAGGGGUGGAGUAUGGUGAUAGAGACACCACGUUGGCACGGGCCAAUAAUGCUUCCGGUGUGUAUCUCAUCCAUGCCAAGAAGCUUGAACUUUGCAUUUGGCUCCACAAGGGGGGCAACUGGUUGCUGGUGCACAAUAUUUGUUUGCGUGAGAUGGUUGCUGGUUUGAAGAUGACAGGUUGCGAGGAUGAGAAUGAGGCUACUGCUCCUCUGCGGAUAAACCAUGUGGGGGAUUAUGACGAGUUUGUUUUCUUGGAGAUGAGUCGAUGCGCACUCCACCUGGAUAUCAAGUACAAGAAACUGCGUAAAGUGUAUGACGUGGAAGAAAAAGAUCGACAUUUGGGUGAUAUCCAUCCUUUCAUGAUGAUUUGGCCUCCCACAUUUCCUACACUCAAGAAUGAUUAUGGAAAUGCCAUAUGAAGGGGGAUAUCAUCAAGCUUUUGGAUGGCCGGCGACCAGGAAGAACAGGGAGCUGCAUUUCCUUAAUUGGUGGCAAUUCUAACCAUCUUUGUUAUAACUUGUAGCAGAUUAAUUAGAUGCUAUGUAACCGGAGCAGGUACUCCUAUCCUGUGUACCAUGACUGUUUGUGACCAAGAUUUUUGUUUCGUGCACGUGACUUCCUGCAUGCAUGUUUGGUUGCUAUCCCGCCUCGUAUCCACUUGUCUCAGUCUUGUGGUUGGUGUGCUUGAUUGCUAUGUAUGGUGUUUGCAGCAACUCAGUAGUAAGUAAAUUCAGUACUUUGAAACACUUCUGCAUCUCGUAGUUAGUUCGACACUUCGACUGAAUUGAACAAACUGCAAGUGGGAUUCACUUUAUUAGGAUUUGAUUCAUUGCUUGAUGUUUUUGAUGCGAGGUAGCAAGAAGGAAAACAAACAGGGAAGCUAGUUCCAUUCCUCUGUAGAGCUGGUCGAUCCCAUGUUUAUUCUAAUGCAAAAUUUUGUACUGGAUUAGGAGGUGCUCUUUUGCUAUAUUGUGUUGUGAGAACCAUGUCAUGUUCAUGCUCUGAAUUUUUUGUUUGUUAGAUAGCAAAAUUUUGGACUAGAUUAGGAGCGAUCUGCGUCUACUCAUCGUAGACGGCCGCAUGGAGCGAUGUGGUUUCAGCAGAGUUACAACCCGCCGCAAUGGAACCUCUGUAUACU